Mucor mucedo is the source of this 1058-nucleotide messenger RNA. RefSeq lists its product as uncharacterized. Gene Ontology annotation, molecular function: DNA-binding transcription factor activity, RNA polymerase II-specific. Gene Ontology annotation, biological process: positive regulation of transcription by RNA polymerase II. The transcript is spliced from 2 exons. NCBI's taxonomy places the organism in Eukaryota, Fungi, Mucoromycota, Mucoromycetes, Mucorales, Mucoraceae. The record is from RefSeq and is a predicted model, not a curated record. Bases 71 to 664 code for a protein of 197 amino acids.
AGUCGAUUUUUUUAUACUUUAUAUAUUUUUCCAUUGGGUGGUAAAAAUUUUUUUUUGUAUAUAAAACAAAAUGAAUAACAACAAUAACAACAACAACAACAACAACAACAAUAAUAAUAAGAACGUUAAUGACUUGACCGAGUUAUUAUCGUUGCCUGUUGAUUUCACUAUGGAUCCUUUAUCUCCCUUGUCUUCUUCCAUGCCCCAAAAGAGACAAGCGUCCUUUUCCUCUGCCUCUUCUGUGUCCUCAUCAGAGUAUGACCCUUCUUCAGACUCUAUUGUCUCACUAAAGAAAUCCAGGCUCUCAUUGGACGAUAAAGACCAAAAAACCAAAGAAAGAAUCCUACGUAAUCGAGCUGCAGCUCAAGAAUCACGCGAUAAAAAGCGUCGAUAUGUCUCUGAUCUUGAGUGUUCCAACAAGAAGCUUACGGAGGAAAAUGAAAAUGCCAACAAGAAAGUAAAGACCUUACAAGAUCAAAAUGCGGUUUUAAAUUCACAGUUAGAAGCGUUCACUAGACAGCUAGCAACACUACAAGCACAAAUUAAAUUCAAUGCCACUACUCCCAUCUUGUUUAAUGACUUUUGCGAUUCAGCACGGAUCGCGAAGAAAGAAGGUUUAAAACCAUCCUGUGAAAAAGAGAAAAGUUCCCUUCUGUGUGCCUAAAAUCAACUCAAUCAAAAAUCCACCCAAUGGAAAUGCUGCACACAUACCUUCUACUUUUUCACUUUAUGACUUUUAACACUUUUUUUUUCCCUGCAGCGGAGGUUGUUGGACAAACUGAGAGUACAAAGCAAAGAACAGAUUUAUUAUUAUUACCAUCGCCCAUGUUAUCACCUAGUUUCUCCUCAGACGAAGACUCGGUCUAUUCACCAAACACACUUGUUCAAGAUUUUCAAUUAGACGACUUGUUUGAUUGGGAUGGGCAACAACAAUCCCUUGGUACAUUUUAACUUCAUCGCAAAUUUGCCCUGCUUAACUACUAUUCAUUUUCAACCACAUUUUUUUUUUACUCUUAUUGCAUUUUCUUUAUAAAUAAACUCUUUUUCUUUCUUUCUCA